Messenger RNA from Clonostachys rhizophaga, 447 nucleotides. The record is from the annotation of a GenBank genome assembly. NCBI's taxonomy places the organism in Eukaryota, Fungi, Ascomycota, Sordariomycetes, Hypocreales, Bionectriaceae.
AUGCCCGGCGCAGAGAAGAAAUGGGGCCCUCUCGAGGAGCGAGACCUCGCCAUGGCGGUCAUCCUCACCCAGCACGGCGAGCGCCCCAAGUAUGACUGGGUUAGAAUCCAGGAAAUGAUGGAGGCCUGGGGCUAUACCUUCAGCCGCGAUGCCAUCACGCAGCGCUGGAGCAAGAAGAUCAUGAAGGACUUCAAGGAGCGCCACGGCGCCGACGCGGUCAAGAGCGGACCGUCCGUUUCUGCGGCUUCCACCCCUCAGAAGCCAACCCCCCGGAAGAGAACCGCCAAGCCCAAGGUUGUCAAGGACGAGGACGACUCCGACUCGGAGAAGAAGGCCAAGCCCGUCUCGGCCAAGAAGCGAAAGCUCGCCAAGGAGUCUGAUGAUGAUUCCGACCGCGACACUCAAAAGGCCGCUCCUGGAGACGUGGAUUUUGACUCUGGUGUUUAA